AUGGAUAAAGACAAGGAACAACCAACGUCUACCAGCAGUCAGGGAAGCAUAAGCUCCCGAAGUUCACAGCAAGGUGCACCAAAUCCGUACAAAAAAGACUUGCACACGUACUCGCGUCCAGUUGGACACGAGCGGAACACUCGAGCGCCCAAGGCAUUCGAGAAGAAGGAUUCGCGAGGCUCUGAUAGUACCUAUCAGAAGGCGCUCGAGGCGGUCGCCAAUCAGGAAAGUUCCAGCGACGACCAGAAGUACACUCCCGCAUCUACGACGGGAAGUGAACCGAUGAACCAGACAAAGGUCGCUGGGGAGGACAGAACCACAGAAAAGACAGCGGAAGCAGAGGGAGCAUCCCAAUUGGAUGCUACCAUCAGUGGAACGAAUGAGCAGGAUAAAAAUGUAAACCUGGCUCAAGCGGAAUGGGAAAAGACAAAGGUCACCGAAGAGGAACUUGCUGAACUGAGACUGGAUGACCUUACACUCAAUGACAGGACUAAUGGUGAUGACCUUUGGGCAACCCCAAUGGUGUCAGAUGAAUCAAACGAGUCGUAUUAUACGGAUGACGAAACGACGAUUAAUACGUCGUUCCGGACUGCCAUGAAGGAAGCGGACCGAGCAGAAGGGAUGACCUCGUUUACGGACAUACCUGAACACUUAAUUGAACGGACACAGACUGGAAAGGUCAUCAAUGUUCGAUCACCAUCACCGAAUAGCCCGACAACGACUCUGAGGAAACGUGUGAGCGAAUUGGAAAACGAACUUGAAAGCAAUGAGCGCCAGGCGGAUAAGCGGAAACAGGAAUAUCGAGAAAGACUGACGACACUUGAGACCCGUCUCUUCGAUUUGGAACAGCAACUGGAUGACCUCCAAAGUGCUGCAGACGGUUGGAAAGUGAAAUACGAAAAACAAAGGGAGAUGGCAGAAGAAUAUUUGAAAAUGGUAGAUGACAGAGAAAUGGAAGGUCACCUCGCAGUCAAUGACCUUAACGAAAGUAUGUCGGAAGAAUCAGCGGAAAGGUCACGACACUUAGUCGAACUGAAGGAUGAAUGUGACCAGUUACGACAAAAGGUCACCGAAGCCGAAGCUAAAAGAGACGAAUACGCGGGUAACUUCGCAGAGGUUACCCAACGAUUGUCGAAGCUGGCAGCUGAAACGUUUAAGCUAAGAAACGAACUGAAGUCACGUGACGAAGCCAUCAGCAUCCUGCAGAAUGAGUCGAAAGGUCACCAGAGACGCGCCGACGAGGCGGAAGAGAAAAGAGGGGAAGCAGCCAAAGUGGCACGAGACUUGAGAGAUCUCGUAGCCACCGAAGGGGAACGACUUAAGGAUGAGAUCAAAAAGGUCACUGAGGAAAAUAAAAAGGUCACCGAGGACUGCCAAAAAGCCGCAAAGGAAAAUCUUAAGUGGCAAAAUGAAGCACGCAGAUUGGAUACAAUGGUUACAGUAUUGGAACUGAAAGAAAAAGAAUGGCAACAACAGAUGACCCAACAGAAACAGGAAAACGUAAAGGUCACCAAUGAACUUUAUGAAAUGACAAGAACAGUGAUGAAUAAAGACGAUGAAGUGACCGAAGUCAGGACCCAGCUGAAAUCGGCCGCUGAGGAAUACCAGAAACUCGAGCGGGAGGUGACUCAACUGGCUGAACACAUCAACAAGAUGGAACAGGAAAACGAAAAGGUCAUGAAGGAAAAAACCUUCCAAUUACAUGACCAUACGCAGAAGGUUAAACAGGAAAACACCGAACUGAGGAGAGAGAGGGAGGAGCUCACCCUAAGGAACAGACGCCUGGAGGACGAGAACAAAGCACUCCAAACGUCAGUCAAGCAUAAGGACGAACAACUCCUGCAAUAUGGAGUGAAGACCGCAACAGUGGAAUCACCGCCGCCCAGUUACACCAGCGCCGUAAAAGGUCCGGCCAAGGGCUGGUUCGAAGGAGAAAAGGACAUAGCAUCAGAAGACGGAAUCGAGUACACGGUAAAAGAAUGGAUGGAUAAAUUCAAAGACGAAUAUGGUGAUCGAGACGAAGAAGUCCUAGGCUUACGUGAGGCCUAUGCAAGGAAAUUCGAACUUGGAAAAGAAUCGCUCGACCAGUACUACCAAGCGAUGAUGCGAUUCAAAGCAAAGAGAAUCAUCACUGAGAAGCAAGCAGUUGGCUUCUUAAUUGAGGGAUGCAAAGGAGACAAUGAACUCUAUAAGGCAUUGCGCAUACAAAAGUGUAAGACGCCGACCGAUGUAAAGGACUUUUUCCGACACUGGGCAACAGGAGAUGAAAAGUACAAGGCGCCAAAAGGUCAACGUAACCAGGAAUACGUGACUAUCCGCCAAGGCCAGGUGGAGAAUGUACCGCAACAGAGAAUGGUAGCUGCAUCAGCCCAGCAGCAAAUGGAAUUUCGCGCGGAAACCCCUGUAAGAGAGGUCACCAAAGAAGUGACCUUUAUCGACAGCCAGACGGGACAGCCAAUAACAUAUGCGAUGGUGGCGGCGAUACAAGCAGCGGCUCAAGUGAGACCUCCACCUCAGAAUGUGGCUCCACCGAAUGUGGUGAUACCGCGAAAGCGAACUUUCAACAGCAAGGAAAUGGCAAUUACGGAAAUGGAAACGGCGGCGGCGCCCAGAAUAACGGCGGCUACGGCCGUGGUGGCUACGGCCGCGGCGGCUUCAGAGCAAGGGGCAGAGGCUAUGGCCGCGGGAAUUACGGCGGUAAUCGAGGCGGCGGCAACGGAGGUGGCCAAGGAAACUACUACAAUGGUGGUGGUGGCGCCCAAAAUAAUGGCGGCGGCCAAAAUAACGGAGGCGGACGGAACGCCAACCAGGCAAACGAAAUCGGACAACAACAAGGAAAUGUGCAAGGCGCUCAACAAGGAGGUGCGCCAGUUCAGGGAAACGGGCAAGAUCAAAGAAGUGGCAAAAUGCAACAUUAAAGAUGCUUACGAAAAGAACGCAGAGAUAUACAACAAGAGGAAGUCAGAACCGAACUUCAAGGUGGGUGACCUUGUGUUGAUACGACUUCCGAAGGAUACGAAACAAGGAAAGAAAGAAAAUCAGUCGGACUUCAAGUCGAAAUACGAUAAAGUGUGGAAGAUCCUCAGUUUCCCGCGAACAAACGAAGCGGAGGUCAUUGAACAGAAUCCAAAGAAAGAGGCAGACCUGAAAGUGGUCUCAAUUGACCGGUUGAAGUUAUGGCACCCGCCAUUGCCGGACAAAGACGCAGAGCGUCAGUCCCAAAAAGCGACCUUUUUCGAACCACCUCUGCUACCCGAAAAGGAAAAGUCGGAAGAAGAUAAACUCAGUGAAGCCGAGCAUGCUCCGAAAAACGAUACCACGAAAGCCAUCGACGAGAGAAAGGUUAAACAGAAGAAAAAGAAACUGACUCCUACAGAAUUGUUGACCCAGAAAGGUGAAGUGGAAGAUGCGGCCGACAAAGAACUCCUCGAUCGGAUAACUAAAGGACGCAGAGAAAAUUAA
Messenger RNA from Paramacrobiotus metropolitanus, 3462 nucleotides. RefSeq lists its product as uncharacterized. The transcript has 5 exons. Bases 1 to 3462 code for a protein of 1153 amino acids. The record is from RefSeq and is a predicted model, not a curated record. NCBI's taxonomy places the organism in Eukaryota, Metazoa, Tardigrada, Eutardigrada, Parachela, Macrobiotidae.